UCCCAGCCGCUGCCACCACCGCUGGCUGCACGCGCUUCACUGCCGGAGGUGGAGAGAAGUGUAGGCAGAGUGCGGGGACGCCUGGCCGCGCCCGUGCGCGCGCACCACACCGCCUCCCCACGGCCCUGGCUUGUGGAGAGCAGCAGCAGGCUGGGAGCCCUUGUGAGAUCAGACCGCUCAGCCACGACCAGCUCCGCUCCUACGCCCGCUCCCACCCUUACCCACCCAAGCCUGCGCGCUUCCUGUUAUUUGUGCUCCGUUGGGGGAACGCUCAGCUGGGUUCUUGGAAGAGACGCGGCUGGUUACACCUAGACUCCUGAGAACCGGGGGUGGGGGCUGGGUCCUCCCCCUGCCCCGCACCACCCCUUGGGGGGGCUCGGGGUAUCUGGGCCUCCUGCGUGGGGAAGAGACCCGGCCUGGACCAGGUUCGCCGAGGGAUGAGGACGCUACGUCCAGCUGGGACGCCCGUGGUGCAGCAGCUAGGCCGUGCCUGACGCCUCAUUCUCUCCCGGCGCGCGCGCACAGGGAGCGCCAUCAGUAACCCCGCCUGGUGAGCGAGCACCCUGCUGCAUGGAACGGCUACAGAAGCAACCACUUACCUCCCCCGGGAGCGUGAGCUCCUCCCGCGACUCCAGUGUGCCCGGCUCUCCCUCCACCAUCGUGGCCAAGAUGGACAAUCAGGUGCUGGGCUACAAGGACCUGGCUGCCAUCCCCAAGGACAAGGCCAUCCUGGACAUCGAGCGGCCCGACCUCAUGAUCUACGAGCCGCAUUUCACGUACUCCCUCCUGGAACACGUGGAACUGCCCAGGAGCCGGGAGCGCUCGCUGUCACCCAAGUCCACAUCGCCACCACCCUCCCCAGAGGUGUGGGCCGAGAGCCGGUCCUCUGGGAUCCUCUCACACGCAGCAACUCCGAGAGCCACCGGGACGCCACGCACCAGCCUGCCCCAUUUCCACCACCCUGAGACCACUCGCCCAGACUUCAACAUCUAUAAGAAACCGCCCAUCUACAAGCAGAGAGAGUCCCUGGGAGGCAGCCCUCAGAGCAAGCAUCUCAUUGAGGACCUCAUCAUCGAGUCGUCCAGGUUCCCUGCUGCCCAGCCCCCCGACCCCAACCAGCCAGCCAAGAUCGAGACGGACUACUGGCCAUGCCCCCCAUCGCUGGCCGUUGUGGAGACAGAAUGGAGGAAGCGGAAGGCAUCCCGGAGAGGGGCCGAAGAAGAGGAGGAAGAGGAGGAGGAUGACUCCGGAGAUGAGAUGAAGGCUCUCAGGGAGCGGCAGAAGGAAGAACUCAGUAAGGUGACCUCCAACCUGGGCAAGAUGAUCUUGAAAGAAGAGAUGGAGAAGUCGCUUCCCAUCAGGCGGAAGACUCGCUCUCUGCCGGACCGGACGCCCUUCCACAGCUCUUUGCACCCAGGAACGUCCAAGUCGUCCUCUCUCCCUGCUUACGGCAGGACCACCCUCAGCCGGCUACAGUCCACAGACUUCAGUCCCUCGGAGAGUGAUUCCGGAAGCUCAGGCCUGCAGAACGGAGAGGGCCAGAGGGGGAGGAUGGACCGGGGGAACUCCCUGCCCUGUGUACUGGAGCAGAAGAUCUACCCCUAUGAAAUGCUGAUGGUGACCAACAGGGGGCGCACCAAGCUGCCUCCCGGGGUGGAUCGCAUGCGGCUGGAGAGGCACCUGUCAGCCGAGGACUUCUCCAGAGUCUUCGCCAUGUCCCCCGAGGAGUUCGGCAAGCUGGCCCUGUGGAAGCGCAACGAGCUCAAGAAGAAGGCCUCGCUCUUCUGACCGCCCCUCUUGGCGCCUCUCCUUCCCCUUCUGUGGCCGACCCCUCCCUACUGCUGCAGGGCUCUGGAGCGGGGGCGGGUGGGGGGA
Molecule: messenger RNA, 1875 nt
Organism: Ochotona princeps (American pika)
Lineage: Eukaryota; Metazoa; Chordata; Mammalia; Lagomorpha; Ochotonidae
Gene: DMTN
Product: dematin actin binding protein
Exons: 16
Coding region: 571-1788 (405 amino acids)
Biological process (GO): cytoskeleton organization; actin filament bundle assembly; lamellipodium assembly
Cellular component (GO): plasma membrane; actin cytoskeleton
Molecular function (GO): actin filament binding
Source: RefSeq, a predicted model, not a curated record